AUGCCGCCCAAGUCAGCACAACAACAGAAUGUACAAGAGUACAACGUGGCGUACAAAACGCUGCAUCAUCCUCGUAACUCGGAGAAAAGUAUUCCUGAAAAAGAACCUAAGGCAUCAGGAGACUCAGCAGCUGCAGAGAGUGCAGCAGAAACUAAAACAGAUCCUUCCACUGAUGACACUGAUACUACACCAGAUCCUUCCACUGAUGACCCUGAUACUACACCAGAUCCAACUUCUACUAAUGAUGCUGAUACCACUCCAGAUCCUUCAACUGGAAACACUGUUUCAACCCCAGAUACUUCCACUGGGAACACUGUUACUUCACCAGAUCCUUCAACUGGAAACACUGUUUCAACCCAAGAUACUUCCACUGGGAACACUGUUACUUCACCAGAUCCUUCAACUGGGAACACUGUUUCAACCCAAGAUACUUCCACUGGGAACACUGUUACUUCACCAGAUCCUUCUACCCUCAACACCAUUCCUACAACAGAUCCUGAAGGCAGUGACAAUCCUCCAGGCCCUACUAGUCCCAGCAUUUAUUCCACACAAGUGCCAUUCACAGAUGACAGUAUUACCACUGCAGACAGUUUGAUUGGGACAACAACAGAUCAGACUUCAGUGAAUCCUUAUGGAACAUCAGAAAGUGAACAGUAUUCACAGAUGACAUUACCUUCAACAUCAACAACAAGCAAGCCUGUGUCUAAGAAGUGCCCCAAAAUUCAGCUUGAAGACCUUGGAGAUGGAUAUUUCUUUCCUGAAUCAGAUCCAGGAAAGAUGAUUGUAAAAGAGUGUCCUUCUGGGAUGCAGGGUUCAGCUGAAUGGUUUUGUCAAAAAUCUGGUGACUGGGAAGGUGAUCUUCCCAAUCUCAGUGGCUGCACCAGCAUCAACUUUCAGGAUUUGGUGUUGAAGAACCUCCCCAGGGAUGGAGCAUUUUUCAAGCUGGAUCAAACAGAAACUUCCUUUUCAAAUGGAAAUGCUUCAAUUCAAAUAAUGAGUGAUUGGAUCUUAGAUAAUUUGGAAAAUACUGAAAAGUCUAUCAAGAUAUCUUUCCUUGGGUUCAAGGACAUGCAAAAACUUCUGAAGCCAAAUGAGUAUCUUUUAGACGACUACCAUCUAGAGUCAGCGAGUUGUGUGAACACUACCCACGAGUCGACCGGUGAUCACCCUUCUUUGUCAGGAGUUACUAAAGUAAUUCAGCCCUUCAUUGCCAAGGAUGAAGAAGAUUCCAUAAAUUGUGUGUUUUGGGACACUGCUGAAGCAGCCUGGUCAUCCAGUGGAUGUCAAACAAUUGUGGUAGAUGAUGAAAAUGUGGACUGCUCUUGCAGUCAUCUGACCAACUUUGCUGUGGGACUAAACUUGGUUAGACUCCAACCUGAGUCGCCUGAGAGGAGAAAGCUUUCUCCAACCAAGAAGAAAUUACUGGCAUUGGGUGCAUAUGCUGUUCCAGCAGUUUAUGUUGGGAUUGUUGCUGCUGCAAGUCUUGGCAAAGCAUAUAGCUCCAAAAGCCUAUGCUGGUUGGAAGAUGAACAGACCAUGACGUUUGCCAUUCCAAUUGAGCUGAUUGCAGUG
Notodromas monacha is the source of this 1572-nucleotide messenger RNA. NCBI's taxonomy places the organism in Eukaryota, Metazoa, Arthropoda, Ostracoda, Podocopida, Cyprididae. The record is from the annotation of a GenBank genome assembly.